AUGGAGAAACCCCCGGCAGAGGAUGAGUGCGUGGAUUCAGGAGCGGAGACUGGAGGUGCCCCAGCCUUUACGGCACAAACGAAAUGGGACAAGCCCCCAGAGAAGCCAGAUACAGUGCGGGGGGGAAAGCAUUCGGAAAAGAAAGAAUGCAAAAAACAUGCCGACGGGGAGAUACCGGGUGAGUUAUCCAUGGGCGAGCUCCAAGACCCCUUCCUUGUCAGUGUCCACCUCAUCGCCGACCCCGGCCACGGCAAGUUCCUGCAGCGAGCUGCCGACUCGGUGCUGGCAUGGGUGCACCCUGAGCUGCAGCUCUUCCGAGUCUCUGAACGUGGCUCCUCCUCCCAGAGCUCGAAGCACAAGCGCCAUCAAAACGGCGGCCCUGCGGCGGCCUGCCAGCCGGCCCUGGCAGUCAUCCUGUUCCUCCAGGAAUCAUACGGCGGGGAGGAGCACAUACUGACACUGCAUCGUGCUCUGCAGCGGCCCCCGUGGCACUACCACCACACCGAGAAAGUCAGCAACGGCCGACGUAUGCUACCGCUGACGCCGUGCAGUCAGGACUUCUUCACCCUGGCCCCUGGCACGCCUCUCUGGGCUGUGCGGCAGGUUCACUACGGGAAAGAGAUAGUGCGUUUUACCAUUUACUGCAGCCAUGAAAACUAUGCUGAUAUGGUGCGUCUGUACAAGAUGCUGCUCCAGCGGAGGGUAGCGCAGAAGAGGGAGGACUUCUGCUUCUUUGUGGUGUACACUAACCCCGAUACAGAGAUCCAGCUGUCGUUUAAGAGGCUGCCACGGGGAGAGAGCCCCAUGCCACUGGGGUCGGCGGUGAUGGAGGUGAGGGUGCAGGACAUGGGGGUGCUGGUGCCCCUGCUUCCGCGGCCCUGCAGCCCAAUCAGUGAUGUGCGCUGGCAGACGGAGGACUACGACGGGAAUAAGAUCCUACUACAGGUCCAAGGUGCACGCUUCAGGUGUAGACAAGAUCCUGCCCUGGCGUCCUCUGCCUCUGCCGCUGAAUCGGCCUCGGCUCCAUCCACCUUCAGCCGCAGCGCCACAUCUUACAGGAACCGCCGGUACCAUCGCAUGUCGUCACGUAUGAGGGUCCAGAGCCAGUCCUCCUAUAACUCCCUCCCACUGGCCUGUGAGGAGCGAGAGGAUGAGGAGCAAUGGGCUGACGGGCGCCAUCCAGACGCCUGGAUGAACCACUGGAGGAGCCAUCGGUCCAACUCUCUCUUCUCUAUACCGAACCCAGGCUCAGGUGGAUCCCGCUCCACCUGCUCUUCACCAGGACCUUCCCCCAGCCUCCACUACAGAAGCCUCUCCCUCUCCCGUAGCUCCUCCCUUGUCCCACCCUUCAGACUCAAUGUGGAGGCUCUGAUUGGUGCAGAGGAGACGGACGUGGAUACAGGGAAAAAAGUGGAGACGAGCAGCAAUGUGGACCUAACAGUGGUGUCAGCGUACAUCAAACCCAGCCUUCCACGGACUCCCCGGCCAUUAUCUGCUCCGCCGGAGGAUAUAGGUCCCCCCCUCUCCCCAGGUGUUUCGGGCUGUGGCGUUGGUAAGGCAUCCACACUGGGUCGGCCCCCCGUGCCCACAAGAACAAGCAGCUUGUCAAACAAUAGCAGGCCCUCUUCUUUGCUGAGGUCACGCCCUCCAAGUACCUCUGUAAACACAAGUGAGUCUGCAUCCUUGAGUGACGUGUCCCUGAACCAAUGGGGCAGCUCCAGCAGCAUUAAUGGGCCCGUCGAAAAAAGGAGUAGCAUAAAUACACAAAAGGCAGAGCAGGACGACCAGGAGUUCUACAUUUGAUGAGCAGGCGUAGGCUGAUGGGAUUCAGACU
Messenger RNA from Lampris incognitus (smalleye Pacific opah), 1834 nucleotides. Its product is annotated as protein FAM124A. The transcript is spliced from 4 exons. NCBI's taxonomy places the organism in Eukaryota, Metazoa, Chordata, Actinopteri, Lampriformes, Lampridae. The record is from RefSeq and is a predicted model, not a curated record. Bases 1 to 1803 code for a protein of 600 amino acids.